This is a messenger RNA of Owenia fusiformis, 1357 nucleotides long. The record is from the annotation of a GenBank genome assembly. NCBI's taxonomy places the organism in Eukaryota, Metazoa, Annelida, Polychaeta, Sabellida, Oweniidae.
GACUUGACCGGCCAUGUUGAACGCAAUGACGUCAAAAUGGAGAAUCCCAGGUAUUCCCGCUUUCACUUUCGGUUCUCUAAAAAACUAAUUUGAGUGUUCAGAUCAGGGAUAAAAUACCAAAAGCUUGCAUUAUUAUUUUAUUUAUUAAUUUUUUGACAUUUCGAUCAUAUUGUAUUUUUCAUAAAUGAGUUAGCGGCUUUCAAGUUAGGCGUGUCCUGAUUUCCAGCUGUCAAACCACGUGACAUUUUACUGGGGAAGUCCUUCCACAUUGCUGUAAAUUUUCUACAAAAUAACAUUCAUGGCAAGUUUUGACGCAAAUGAGCACCAGCACAAUCGCUAUAACCCUCUGAAGGAUGAGUGGGUAUUGGUGUCACCACAUCGUAUGAAGCGUCCAUGGAGUGGACAGGUUGAGAAACCACCCAUAGAGAACAUACCCAGACAUGACCCCAAGAAUCCACUCUGUCCAGGAAAUACACGGCCAAAUGGAAAGGUGAACCCAAAUUAUGAAAGUACCUUUACAUUUGAUAAUGAUUUCCCUGCCUUGCUGCAAGAGGGACCAGCCCCAGGGCCCAGUGAUCACCCUCUGUUCAAGGCAUCCCCUGCUAAUGGAACCUGUCAGGUUGUCUGCUUCCACCCCUGGUCUGACAUCACACUACCUCUCAUGUCAAUCAAAGAGAUCAGAACAGUGAUUGACAAGUGGGCAGAACUUAUGGUGGAUUUAGGCAAAAAGUAUACAUGGGUUCAGAUUUUUGAAAAUAGAGGUGCCAUCAUGGGAUGCUCUAAUCCCCAUCCACAUUGCCAGGUAUGGGCAAGUUCCUUUCUCCCCAAUGAACCUCGAGUGAAAGAUCGAACUCAACGAGAGUACUAUACCAAACAUGGAACCCCAAUGUUGGUUGAGUAUGCCAAAAUGGAAGUCCAGAAGAAGGACCGUAUAGUGCUGGCUAAUGCUGACUGGCUGUGUGUUGUUCCAUAUUGGGCAGUUUGGCCAUAUGAGACAUUGGUAUUACCACUCAGACAUAUUCUCAGACUCCAAGAUCUCACAGAUGAUGAAAAAAAUUCACUUGCUGAUAUUAUGAAGCGCCUACUGACAAAAUAUGACAACAUGUUUCAAGUGUCUUUCCCUUACUCCAUGGGCUGGCAUGGUGCCCCCACUGGUGAACAUUACAAUGAGGACCAGAGUCACUGGCAGUUACAUGCAAUGUACUACCCCCCUCUGCUCAGAUCUGCUACAGUCAAGAAGUUCAUGGUGGGCUAUGAGAUGUUAGCUACUUCUCAACGAGACCUAACUGCUGAACAGGCUGCAGAAAAGUUAAGAAACUUACCUGAUGUGCAUUACAAGCAAGCAGAGACAAGUUGA